UUGAAAGUAAGCUUACGUACUGUACGUGUUAUGCGGAAAUUUAUUUAACGUCAGAUCGAUGUGGUGUAAUUUUUAAGAAAUCCAUUUUUCAAUCAAAUGAUUUUCAUUCAGCAAAGUUGAAGAAGAAAACGCCAAGAAGAAGUGAAUUGUUUUACACAAUUUUCCGUUGAUUGUUUGUUAUCAAUAAAGUCUGUUUGGAUUGUAAAUGAUGUCGAAUAUUAGCCCUGCGUCAAAAAACGAAGGGAUUACUGACAGCUGCUGUGAUACGACAGUUAAACAAAGAGAAUGUAGUUUCUUAUGGACAAUUGACAGUUAUUCGACUCUCACAAACACCAGAUUUGAUUUUGAGUCCUCGGAAUUUUCAGCUAUUGACGAUAAUUUCAAAUGGCGUUUGGAACACAAAACCCAGACAUGGGGUAUUGAAAUCUACUUGCGCCCUGAUCUUGAUGAUCUUAAAAAGUACGGUGGCGUAUCUGUGAGUGCGGAAUUUGCUGUGAUGAAGCCCGAUAACACAAAAAUCUACACCAAAAUAUCUUCAUCUUCAUGCUGUGUGUGGAAUGAUAAUUAUAUCAAGUACAAGAAUGUGGGAAGUCUCGGCGACAUCAGCAAGGUGCUGCGGGAAUGGGUAUAUGAAGAUAAAUUGAAGCUUCUUUGCGAGCUUGUUUAUUUUAAAAAAACCGAUAUUGUCAAUCUUUCUUCCUCAUGCUGCUCAAAACCAGUUAAAAUUUCCGAAUCCAGCCUGUCAACGGACUAUGAACGAUUUUUCAUCGAUGAUGAUAAUUUUAAAGACGUUACGAUUUCCGUCAAAGGUAAAAAUUACCCAGUCCAUAAAACAGUUUUAGCUGCUCGCAGCUCGGUUUUCAACGCCAUGCUUAGGAACGAUAUGCAAGAAAGCCAGAAAAAUCAUAUCAACAUCGCAGAUAUAGAGCAAGAAACGUUCGAAGAAAUAUUGCACUACAUUUAUACCGGGAAGACGACAAAUUUGGAAGAAUCGGCCUUCGAAUUACUACCUGCAGCGGAUAAAUACGAUCUAAAAGAACUGAAGACUAAGUGCGAAGAAGUCUUGUUUCGGAAAUUAUCAAUUGAUAAUGCUGGGAGUAUUUUAAUAUUGGCAGAUAUGCAUCAUGCUGAAGACUUGAAGGCCCAUGCACUGCGAUUCAUCAAAGCAAACCAUUCCGAAUGUGAGGAUUUCAAAGAAACAGAAGUUUGGAAUAUUGUAACUAAGUCUCAUCCUCACUUGAUGGAAGACUUGCUGGAUGUUAUUUUCUGUAAACGUAGGAAAUUAUCGUAAAAUGAAAAGUAUGGACCAAGAUAGAACUCGCGUUUGUUUUUUUAUGGUAUAUUACUUAUUACCUAUUAAUAUCAUUUGCUCUUAAUGCAGAGGUAAUGUACUUAACGUGGUCCUUCGGUGCUUGAGGGUUGCGUUUCACUUAUCAAGGCAGAGAAUUUCAAUCUUUUUUUUUUCGUGUUCAAAAGUGCUAAAGUAAAAACUUUUUGCGCAGAACGAUUAAUAUUAGUUUGUUUAAUAUAAUAAAAUAUUUUAAAAUAAUAAAAACAUUAUAUACGUAAGUACAUUUGUUUAGUUAUUUUGGAAGAUGUCUAGAAUGACUGUUUUAAAGACAUUUCUCCGCAAUAACUGAACAAAAUUGGAUGAUUUUUGGAUAUGUUGUUCAUGAAAGUGCCCUUGAGGCUGCUACGUUGCCCUUUUUUUUAAAUUUGGAAUUUUCAUUCCAAAUUUGAAAAAAAGGGCAACGUAGCAGCCUCAAGGGCACUUUCAUGAACAACAUAUCCAAAAAUCAUCCAAUUUCAUUCAGUUUUCACGGAGAAAUCCCUUUAAAACCGAACGGAUAUCUUGAAAUUUAACACUUACAAAAAAGAGCUAAAAAUUCUUAAUAUACAGUUAUUUAAAUGCUUUAAAAUAUUUCAUCUUAUUAAUUACCUACACAAUACACUAGCGAUUUGAUCGAUUACAUUUUCAAUUUACUGCACUUAAGCACGAAAACGAACAAAAAUAAUUUUUGUUUCAGAUGCGCCUUGAGCCCAUUGGUUAUACUACGAUUAAAAAACGUAACACCCGAAGGACCACAACUUCUUAUUUGUCUAUUUUUCUGAAAUGAGGAGGGGGAUGGUCGUACUACAGCUCAAAACUUUGAAAUACGCAAUAAAAUUUAAUUUUCUUCGAGAGGUGGGUCCCAAAAUUUCGAAAAAUGCAAUAGAUAUGGACAGGUAUUUAUCGAACAGGGGAACUUUUCCACCUCCCCCCAAGUUGUUACCUCAGGAUGAGAAAAUGCUUCCAUAUUUUUUAUUUGUCAUCCUAUCUGCAAAAAAGUAGUCCCAGUAGCCCCCACCCGGUUGAAAUUUCACUGUGGGACUCUGAAGGAUUAAUUUUUGCUUUUUAUACUCGAUCAUCUAGUCACAAUUUUGAUUAUUUGUUUACUGGGUCAUUCCACGUCAAUUGAACCAAGAAGUGGUAGGGGGGUUCGGCGAUUUUUUUGAAAUUUUUUCUGUGGAAAGACCUUCCGAAGAGAUGGCCAAUGGCGCAAAUCGCAGCCCUCUAGCCCAUUUUUAAAGGCAGCCAGGGGGUGUCAAAGUUUUCAAUGGACCUAAAAUAUUAUCCAUUUCAGCAGUGGAUUACUCGAUAAUCGCGAUACCUACCAAAAUGGAACAUUUUCCCAUAGUUAAGGGUUUUGAAAGGAUUUUUGGUGAUAUCAUAAAAAUCAGUGUUGCUACUUUUAUUCGCACAAAAAGUUAGCUCAAAAAGUUUCAAAACGUAGUUUUCAUAUCGUUCCGACUCUCAAAAAUUCUGAAAAAAAUAUAUUAUGGACAACUUUUCAUGCUGAACAACAUAUUGAAAAAUUGGGAUGGUAACAUGUUGCAAAAUCAAUUUUAAAAAAUUUAAAGUUUGCGAAAAAAUGCAAUUUUUUGAAUUAAAACAUGAAAAAAGUUCUGAUAGGUGAAGUUGACUCAUUUGAUCCCUAUUUUUACAUAUCUGUUGAAAAAGUUGAAAAAAACCUUUCACUCGAUGAAAUAAACUCCUCACAAGAAAAUCAAAAUUCAAAAAAAUUCAAUUUUCGAUUUCAAACAUCAAAAAAAAUUUUAAUUUAUUCAGUUGUCUUAUUUUGACCUCCAUGAAAAAGUUGAUAAAAAUUACACUCACAACAAAAAAAUAAAAAUUCGUUAAUUUUUUGAAUUUUUUCGAAUUUUGAUUUUCUUGUGAGGAGUUCUUUUCAUCGAGUGAAAGGGUUUUUCAACUUUUUCAACACAUACGUAAAAAUAGGGGUCAAAUGGGUCAACUUCACCUAUCAAAACUUUUUUUCAUGUUUUAAAUCAAAAAACCGCAUUUUUCGCAAACUUUAAAUUUAUUAAAAUCGACUUCGCAACAUGUUACCAUCCCAAUUUUUCAAUAUGUUGUUCAGCAUGAAAAGUUGUCCAUAAUAUUAUAUUUUUUUCAGAAUUUUUGUGAGUCGGAACGAUAUGAAAACUACGUUUCGAAACUUUUUGAGCUAAUUUUUUGUGCGAAAAAAAGUGGAAACACUGAUUUUUAUGAUAUCACCAAAAAGCCUUUCAAAACCCUUAACUAUGGGAAAAUGUUCCAUUUUGGUAGGUAUCGCGAUUAUCGAGUAAUCCACUGCUGAAAUGGAUAUUAUUUUAGGUCCACUGAAAACUUUGACACCCCCUGGCUGCCUUUAAAAAUGGGCUAGAGGGCUGCGAUUUUCGCCAUUAGUCAUCCCUUCGGAAGGUCUUUCCACAGGAAAAAUUUCAAAAAAAUCGCCGAACCCCCCACCACUUCUUGAUCCAAUUGACGUGGAAUGACCCUCCUGGAACAUUAGGAACGAACCACACAGUAUCUGAGCAAAAAUUUCAAAUACACCCGAUGAAAAACAUUGAUGGUUCUGUAGUUUUUCAAGAUUUUGAAUUUUCCGAAAUGUUCAAAAAUCGCAAAAGUUCUGAAAUAAUUAACUAUUCGUUUUCGACGUACAGUCAAUUUUCUCAAUUGUCUCAAAUCACCUGAUGUUUGAAAAUACCCUAAAAAAAAACAGUAUUCAAAAUUUUAGAAUAUGUACACCUUAGCGUCUUCAUGUGUAUGUACCUAAUGAGGUCAUUUCCUUCUAAAUUACAAUGCUGUGGCUCGUCACUUCGAGGACAUCUGAUUUUCGUAUAAAGGAAUCUUUCUUUUUUUUUUCAAUUUAGGCAUUUCUGAUUUAAGAGAUCUAAGUAUAAGUAAACUUUUAUUCAUGUGAUGAUGCGUGUUUUUUGUCGAAUUGAUUGUGUCAACUCAGGUACAUUUUUUGCAGGGAAAUUGUGAACACCAUCAAAUUUUUUCAAAACGAACAAAUUAUAAUGAAAGAUAUACGUUCUCUCGUUUCCUUAUGUAAAGUGAGAGUUGCAAUUUUCCCAAUAUCUAAGUACUUACCUAUUCUGAUUAAGAUAAUUAUGUCGAUUAAGUACAUAUUUAUGCACAUGAU
This is a messenger RNA of Planococcus citri (citrus mealybug), 4466 nucleotides long. Its product is annotated as speckle-type POZ protein B-like. The record is from RefSeq and is a predicted model, not a curated record. The transcript has 3 exons. The coding region runs from base 206 to 1291 and encodes 361 amino acids. Lineage: Eukaryota; Metazoa; Arthropoda; Insecta; Hemiptera; Pseudococcidae. Gene Ontology annotation, molecular function: ubiquitin protein ligase binding. Gene Ontology annotation, cellular component: cytoplasm. Gene Ontology annotation, biological process: regulation of proteolysis; proteasome-mediated ubiquitin-dependent protein catabolic process.